Molecule: messenger RNA, 3242 nt
Organism: Drosophila willistoni
Lineage: Eukaryota; Metazoa; Arthropoda; Insecta; Diptera; Drosophilidae
Product: PHD finger protein 14
Exons: 2
Coding region: 76-3081 (1001 amino acids)
Biological process (GO): regulation of transcription by RNA polymerase II
Source: RefSeq, a predicted model, not a curated record
UCGCUCACGUGCACAUCUCUAACUGAAAGUCUGGUUUUUCAUUCUGGAAAAUUUUCUUCACAAGAUUUGGCUUCGAUGGCUCCGUUUAAGCGUAUGCGACAGCCGAAGAUUACCACACAGGCUCUACUGGACUUUGAUCUUGGCGAGAGCUCUUCGGAUAGUGAUUUCCUGCCCGAUAUUGGAUCCGACGACGAUGGAUCAAAAGAUGAAAGCGAUGGCGAGGAGGGCGACAGUAGCAGUGGGGGUAGCAGCAGCGAUGGCGGCGAUUCAGAUUCGGAUAAAGGAGGUUCAGACUCUGAGGAUUCGACAAAACAGCUGCGGCAACUUCUAGCUGAGGAAAACAGAGCUGCAGGAUCGGUUGGAGGAGGAGCAGGUGCAAGCGGAGAAACUGUUGUUAAUGGUGUAGGAGCGGGACCGGGUGUGGGUGCCCUACCCCGACCCCUGCAAUUGAAUCAGCUGUCAAAGGCUCCCGCCAAGCGCAUGUGCUGCGUUUGCCUUGGCGAGCGCAGCGACGAUGUCAAUGAGAUUGUUGAAUGUGAUUCCUGCGGCGUUUCUGUCCACGAAGGAUGUUACGGCGUUAGCGACAAUGUGAGCAUCUCCAGCACCAACUCCACUUGCUCCACAGAGCCCUGGUUCUGUGAAGCUUGUCGAGCUGGGGUAACAGAGCCAGACUGCGAGCUGUGCCCCAAUCGCGGUGGAAUCUACAAAGAGACUGAUGUGGGCAAAUGGGUACAUUUGAUUUGUGCACUCUACGUGCCAGGGGUUGCCUUUGGCGAGGUGGAACAACUAUCUUCGGUCACACUCUUCGAGAUGCAGUACAGUAAAUGGGGAGCUAAGGUCUGCUCCCUGUGCGAGAAUUCCCUUUUUGCCCGGACGGGAGUGUGCAUUGGAUGCGAUGCCGGCAUGUGUAAGACUUACUUCCAUGUCACCUGCGCUCAAGAAGCUGGAUUUCUUAUCGAAGCCCAUCAUGAGGACGAUGCAGCGGAUCCAUUUUAUGCCCAUUGCAAAGUUCAUUCCGAAAAGGAGAUGAUCAAGAAGCGGAGGAGAAACUAUCACACUCUCCGUUUGAAUAUGAUGCAAAAAGCCAGGGAUAAGGAGGAGGAAUCGUUAAUCGACCAGCCCAAUCCUGCCCAGGCGCGUAUUCAAAGAAAACUUCAGAAGAUACAAUCCAAAUAUUCGCAACAUAAGCGAAUGAAACCCUUGCCCUGGGUUCCCACCCAAAAGAUGUCUCGCCUGCUGACCACAUCGGCCUCGGCUUGUCGCCGUCUCUUAGCCAAGGCGGAGACCAUGUCGGUGGACGUUCACUACUUGGAGCAGCGAGAGGCUCACAUUAACGCAUUGACUGAUAUUCGCAAAAAAUGGCAUAUUGCUCCAGCCUUCAAUGUGGAAUUCACUGCUUACUAUAUGGAUCGUCUGAAGCGCAUGGAAGAUUUCCGCCAGCAACAACAGAAAUUGAUAGUACACAAUGCAACAUUGUCCAAGGAUCAGGAUUUGCUAAGAGCUCAGUACGAUUCAGCUUUGGAGGAGAGGAAAGCGGAGAAAUCCCAACGAGAUUCACUUUUCAGUAACAUUAAGUUACUGCAUGGAGAACUGAGCCAGAUCUUGCCAAGUUUAAGCUUACCAACUAAUCUAGAAUUAAUUGCACGACCACCAGUAAAAGAGGAGGAGCAAGUGGAAGUGUUCACUCCCACUCCUCCACCGCCGGCGCCUCCACAAAGGCCCAUUUCAGUACCUACGGCUGCUGCCCUCAAAAUGGGUGUAGGCUUCCCUUUGCUGGGUCAUCUGGGGCCGCCAGGCACUCGACUCCUAAGCACCCAUGCAUCUGCUGCCACGAAGACUCCCACACCGCCCACCAUUGCGCCGUCGGUGUCAUGCGGCAUCUGCAAACGUCAGAAUGAUCAACAUUUAUUGGUUAAAUGUGAUACUUGUAAUCUGCAUUAUCAUUUGGGUUGCCUGAAUCCCCCCCUGACACGACCCCCCAAGAAAUCCAAACAAUAUGGUUGGCAAUGCUCGGAAUGUUGUGAUAAGUCCGAUGGCUCUGAUGCUCUCACUGAGAUCAUCUCAUCUGGCCCUCGGAAGUCUCGUACACGCUUCAAUAAGGAAGGGAAUUUGGUAUACAUGGAACAUUACUCUUUGGAUGAUGUGCCGCCAUCCCCUAUACACAAAGAGCCAACGGCGGGUAAACGGACAUUAAACAAGUCCUUGCCAGUGGGCGUUGGGGAAAACUUAGAGGAAUUUGUUAACAAAUCACCUAAACGAGCCAAAAUGCAAUCACCUCGAAAGACGCCCAUAAAUGUGGUACCAGCUGCCUCCCAAUUGGUCACACCUACAGCCAGUUGUGAAGAUUCAAUAGAUGAUUCCAUAGGCAAACAAUCCCGCAAAGGCAAACGCAAGGAUAAGCACAAAGACUUGGAGAAAUCUCUAAACAAGGAGCAUAAAAGAAAGCGCAAGAAGCGUGCUCACAUGGACGCAGAGCAACAGCAACAGGAUUCCACUACAUCAAAUCAAGGGGGCAGCACAAUAAAAAUAAUAUUUAAAGCAUUGCGUUUGCCUGGUGAAGAUGCUCCCGAAUCUCAGUAUUUCUAUGUACCAGCAAAUGCUGUACGCUCGGUGGAUGAAGCCUCUCGGCCGACAUCGGUGGAAACUGUUGAGGACAGUGGUGGACCAGUAGUAGUUGCAGCACCAGUAGUAUCUGUACCGCCAGCAGCGACAAUGACACCACCUCCUCAACCAAUUGUUCAGGAAGAACCACUACCUGUCGAAGCAGUAGAUCAAGAUACUCCGGUUGCUACCAUAACGACGCCUUCGCCGAAGCGCAAAGUUAGUCCCCGUAAAACAAGUCCACGCAAACCUCGUAUAGGACGUCCUAAGACUGCGAAUAGUAAACCUGCUGUUGAGAUUAGUUGCUGCGUUUGCUCAGAAAGUGGAAAAACCAAUCAGGUUGUGACCUGCGAUGAGUGCCACAAGCAUUAUCAUUUCGCUUGCCUGGAGCCGCCAUUGAAGAAAUCACCAAAAAUACGAGGAUAUUCCUGGCACUGUGCCGAUUGUGAUCCCACUGAUGCAGAAGAGCCCAAAAAAUAGUUUCCAAAUCAAAUUUUAUAAUUGUAAUUAUUUACUCCAUUUGAGUACAGUAUUCAUAAUUAUUUGUAGCUAUGAUUUAGUUUUCUAAUUCCAAAAACAAAUUUAAUUUUAUAUAGAUUCUCAAAACAUUUAUAUUAUAACUACAUUAUUUUAAGACUAAA